AUGGGGAUAAUAAUUAGUCAAAUUCCUCGCGUUUCUUCGGAGUGUACAAUUCCGAUAGUUCUAAGAAAUACAUGGUUUUCUUUUGAGAAUGGCCAACAAACUAUUACUGAUAUAAAUGCUAGUGAAAUGACUGGAAGAGGGGUCUGUGUUAACAUAAAAGCUGACUACCAUGUCAAUUAUACAAUGGUGUUCCGUUAUACCAAUUGUUACUACUGUGUGAAGUUGAUAGCUCGCACUGUAAAUGUACUAGAAAAGAUUGAGACUCCUUGUGUUGACUUGGCUCCUGAUGAAGAACCAACUGUUGAGAGAGUUUGCCGCAGUCUUAUACCUGAUCAGCAAUUUAUCACAUUAUUUUCAGAAAAUUCUGUUCCUGUCAAUUGCCGUUCAUCAUUAGAGGGAGUGUGGCAUUUUGCUUACCAGAAUAGAUUUAGAUUCACUGGUGAAUGUAAUCACCCUGAUAAUCAAAUUAAGAGUUGUCAAACAGCUGGAACACAGUUUCUGAUUACUAAUCAAAAGUUCAAUAUAACAUACAGGAAAUGUUCUGGAAUGUCUGGUACUUUUGAUGGUGUUGUUGAAUAUAGUUGCUUAGGACAUUGGUUUGUUGAUAAAAAUCAUUUCUUUGCUGUGGCCAAUACCAAAGAGUCUCGUAAGGAUGAGAGGUACCGAUGUUUCCUGAAGAACAGAGAUGACGAUUUGUAUAUUGGUGCCUCUAUUACACCUCAGUGCAGCACAUUGAAAACUGUUGAGAAAUCUCCAGAAAGAUACCGAAUUACCCCUGUUAAGUCUGAAGUAGUGGAGCCGGGAUGUCGAUUACCACAAAAUUUUUCUGGAGAUUGGAUUAACACAGCUAACAUAGAUGCCGAUGUAUUCAUCAACGAAACUCAUAUUAUCGAAACGUACUAUCCGGAUGAAGGGCGAUACAGGCGAACUAUUUAUGUUUGCAGAGAACAACGUGAUACAAGAGUUAUGAUGGCUCGACUGACUGUUGAUGGAUGUCAGAAAGAUUACGUUUGCUUUGAUUUCGUGCCUCAGCAUCACAACGUUAUAAGGUUUCGAAAAGGCUUAGCCAUGAUUCAGAGCAACUUCCAUACGGUUUGCUCAUGGGUACAAUUUCAAAACAAAGAGCAGUGGCGUUAUGACAUAUUUCUCAAAAAGGAUCCAACACCUAUUCGUUGUCCUGUAGCUGGUAAAUUUAAUUUCACACAAAGGGGAGAUGUGAGAGAGCAGAUCUUAACAGGGUGU
Iphiclides podalirius (scarce swallowtail) is the source of this 1242-nucleotide messenger RNA. The record is from the annotation of a GenBank genome assembly. NCBI's taxonomy places the organism in Eukaryota, Metazoa, Arthropoda, Insecta, Lepidoptera, Papilionidae.